UAACAACCCAACACUCACACAACAUCAAAGUGCUAAACUAAACAUAGUAUACUACCUCCCUCACUAAAAGACAAUGCACAACUCAUCUUCAUCUCUCUAUAAACUACCAUCUCUCUUUCCCUCUCUUCAUCUCAUUCACACAAUCAAACACUCUUUCUUCUUCCAUGUUCUACAAUGGAGAUCCAAAGAAUGAAACAAUUCACACUCUUAUGGUGUAGAACCCGAAGCAACCGUGUUGCUCUUGUGGGUGGAAACCACACCGCUUCCAGAUUUUGCAGUCGCUAAAUGUUUCUCAAAAGGGUCCCAUUCUGUUCAACAUGAAGAAGAAGCAUUUUCAUGGUGGAACAAGAAUUGCUUUGAAUCCUCAUAAUUCUAUUGUUAUCAGGAUUCCUGAUACUAAGGUUUUACGCAUUUUGUCUCGAUCAUUGUUCUUGGUUAUGGUUCUUGUCGCAUUGCCUUUCAUAGGUAACAUUCUUAAUGGAUUCUCUUUCACACUGAGUUCCCAUUCAUUUGUUGUUUCCAAAAUUGAAUUCUUACAUGAUAUGGCUGAGAAAGGAAUCUACAGAAACGAUGAUAAGGCUCUCAUUGUAAGCAGUCCUCCCUAUAGCUUUGGAUUUGAGGGUAUUGAUGUGGUCAUGGAUAAUGAUUAUGAGAGAAAGAGUUUGUUUCUUGAUGAGUCCUAUGAUUUUGUUUUUACAUCAAACUCUAGUGAUGUCGAAUUUGUAGAUCGGAUUGUAAAAAUUGGUGGUAUUGUGGUGAUGCUGAAUUCUUUGAGAGAUAAACCAUCAAAGUGUGCUUUUAAAGAACAAUUACAUUAUAGAGUUGUUUACCUUAGAAGUUAUGGAAGUUCUAUGAUUGUAGCAUUGAGGAAAACUAGCUCGGCAAUUAAACACCAAUAUGGAACUUGAGUUGUGUUUGUUUUGGUUGUGUACUUAGAAGAAGUGCAUCAUGUGUCACUAAUGGCGCACGUUUGUAUUCAUUUUCCAUGUUGUGCUAGUAUGAUAUGAUAUGAUGAUGAUGAUAACACUAUAAAUAAGCUCAUCAGCACAUACGAUAUUGUUGAGCUAGAUAUUUUGUAUAUGAAUUUUAUUUAGUUAUUAUCAAUCCUUUGAUAUGAUAUAUUUUUAUGGCGAUUGAAUUAA
Messenger RNA from Lathyrus oleraceus (garden pea), 1142 nucleotides. RefSeq lists its product as uncharacterized. The record is from RefSeq and is a predicted model, not a curated record. Lineage: Eukaryota; Viridiplantae; Streptophyta; Magnoliopsida; Fabales; Fabaceae. Bases 318 to 908 code for a protein of 196 amino acids. The transcript has 2 exons.